Corvus hawaiiensis (hawaiian crow) is the source of this 2252-nucleotide messenger RNA. Its product is annotated as cytoskeleton-associated protein 2-like. Gene Ontology annotation, cellular component: cytosol; centrosome; mitotic spindle. The transcript has 9 exons. The record is from RefSeq and is a predicted model, not a curated record. NCBI's taxonomy places the organism in Eukaryota, Metazoa, Chordata, Aves, Passeriformes, Corvidae. Bases 37 to 2118 code for a protein of 693 amino acids.
UGGAGCUGCGGGCGGUUGUUUUGCGGCGGCGCCGUGAUGGAGCGGGCGGGAGCGCCGGAGCUGGCUCUGAGGGAGCAACGGAGGAGCCGGCCGCAGAACUGCCAAGCAGCCAAGGAAAGGCUGAAAUGCGCAAGCGCAAAACACUUUUUAAAGAACUGGACUAAUCACCUGAAUCCACCCUUCGAGCCAGUUUCUAAACUCAAGCAUAUUGAGAGGAACCAGGAGGAUGUUCUUGGGAACGUGAUGGAGGGUGCUCAAGGGCAUGGCAAGCUUGGAGCGAAAUCCACACAGCACUCUGGCCACACUGCUCAGCAGAAGCCUUCAAAUACAUCCCAGAGAGCAGCAGGGGUGUGUCCAGUGCAGCCGGGGAACAAUGGGAAGCUUCCUGCUUCUGCACAGACCAGAGACAGACUCCCACCUUCAAGCUCAGGUCACCUAAAUCCAGAAAGGAACCCGAAGUCUGCACAGGAUACUGUCACUGCAGCAGCACCUCAGGUGGGAAGUGACCACCCCCCUCCUGGAGCACCUCACUCCCUGAAUGAGGGGCUGCAGGACAGGCUAGUCUGCCACAAGGAAAACCUCGGCCCACGAGCCUCCACACCCCCGGUGCUGAUCAGAGCUUUACAAUCUGAUGGAAACGGUCUCGGGAAGAAGAAAGUCUUGGCCCGCAGGCAAAGCUCAGCCGUAAAGUCAAGGCCUGUUCUGGGUCCAAAAGACAGAGUUAGUAACCGCCAGCCUAAGGAAGUGCCAGUUCUGGAUAAAUUCAGGAAAACCCUGCCAGAGUCAAAGAGUGUGUCUCAAAAUACAAGUACCAGAACUCGGCCGUUGCAGCCCUCUCGUUUCCUUCCUGCUUCUGAUAAUUUGCUACAUAAAAACCCAGGGAAAAACCAGGGAAAAACUACUACAGUGAGGCAACCUGUAGGAAAGCCACCUGGCACAGCUCCCGGCGGAAGUCUCAAGCACCACAGCCAACCUCCCCCAGUGAGAAGAUUUCCCACCAAGCCUCCCACCUUGGGCAAGCCCGAGGGGACCACAAACCUGAAAUCCAGCCUGAACCCAGGUGUCACUUUGCCAAGGCCCAUGGUUAAAGAGGGGAUGGACAGGAAGGACAUGAAGGUGGUGCCUCCUGGACACACAGCAGCAUCCCAAGGGACAGGCCACCCAAACCAGUCUCACAGCAUACACAACUCCAAAACUCCUGUACUUGAGGAUGAUUUGAGAAGUAGGAGAGAUGAGCUUCAACCAGACCUACCAAAGGCAGGUGGUAUGCAGGCUAGGCGCAUUCCAAGGAUCCCAUCAGCUGCAGAUCGUAAGAAACAGCUGGAGGAGUGGUUGGCAUCCAAAGGCAAGAAGUACAAGCGGCCACCGAUGGCGCUGCUUCAGAAGCAGGCAGUGAAGCCAUCCUGCAGAAGCGUCAAAGCAAAAGAGAAGCAAGAGAAUCCAGAGCAGCGCUGCCAAGCGGAGAUCAACAACGUAUUAACUCAGUGCCUGAAGUUCGCUGAGGAGGGUGUCCCUGCAGAGGAGCUCUUGGCAGUCCUGUCCCAUGUGCCCCAGGCAGAGAAAUUUGCCAAAUUCUGGAUCUGCCAAGCAAAGCUGCUGGCCCGGAAUGGCCCCUUUGACGUGUUGCAGCUGUACAGAGAAGCAGUCAGCGCUGGGGCUGAGCCAGUUGAGGAGCUCAGGGAAACUGCUCUCAGUAUUUUGAAGGAUGCAGCCCAAAACUUGGAAGGAGAAAAGGCCGAGGAACCCGUUCCUUGGGGGCCUACGACACCUUGUCCAGGUGAGAGGCAGCCCACAGCAUCAACUCCAGGCCUGGUGGGGAGGCCCCUGACCUCACUUCCCCCCUCAAUCAAGUUACAGGUUACAUCUGCAUCCAGAGGAAGGGAGUUCCCAGAAGGCCCAGAAUUGAAAUUUUUGACACCCGUGCGGCGCUCGCUACGGAUUGAGCGAGUUGUGAGUCUCUACCCAGAGAUGCUGAAGGACCAUGACCCUGUGGUGUCAUCCCUCAGGGAAAUCCUGGAUGCUGAGGAGGAGACUUGCUUCUUCUUCCGGAAAAACCUGGCUUUGCCAGAAGUGACAGAGCUGGAGGAUUUGAGUUCAUACCCCCCCAAGAGCUCCUGAGGGGUUCCCAGCAGGGGCAGGCCACCUGCCCACUGUGCUGCUCCACUGACUGCUCUUGCUGCCCCUCAGAUGUAGAGGCGAGGGGGAUGGCAUUGUAUCAAAUAUCUAAAUGCUGGUUUAAAACUUGCAGUAGA